Malassezia vespertilionis is the source of this 1224-nucleotide messenger RNA. RefSeq names its product Ran GAP Rna1 (gene rna1). The transcript has a single exon. Gene Ontology annotation, cellular component: cytosol; perinuclear region of cytoplasm; nucleus. The coding region runs from base 1 to 1224 and encodes 407 amino acids. Gene Ontology annotation, biological process: nucleocytoplasmic transport; activation of GTPase activity. NCBI's taxonomy places the organism in Eukaryota, Fungi, Basidiomycota, Malasseziomycetes, Malasseziales, Malasseziaceae. The record is from RefSeq and is a predicted model, not a curated record. Gene Ontology annotation, molecular function: small GTPase binding; GTPase activator activity.
AUGUCCAACAGCGCCGGCGGCGUGUUUAACAUUGUCGGCAGGAACCUGAAACUCGAUACGAAAGAGGACAUUGCGCCGCACCUUGCAGAAAUUGAAAAGAUAGAUCCGCUGUAUGAGGUGCAUUUUGGCGGAAACACGCUGGGUGUCGGCGCAUGCGUUGCGCUGGCCAAUGUCUUGAAAACAAAGCGCAGCCUACGCGUCGCUGACUUUGCCGAUAUCUUUACCGGCCGCUUAAUUUCCGAGAUUCCCGAGUCGCUGCGUGCGCUCUGCGAUGCACUGCUGGAGCACGAGCAGCUCGAGGUGAUCGACUUGUCGGAUAAUGCGUUUGGCGGCCGUGCUGCAGAGCCCAUGACCCAGCUUUUGAGCAAGAAUUGCCACUUUCACACGCUGAGACUGAGCAACAAUGGUCUCGGCAUCACGGGCGGUGAGAUCGUUGCCGAGGCGCUGUACCGCGCUGCAAAAUCUCAGCGUGCCGCUGGCCGGGAAAGCAAGCUGCGCACCGUGGUUUGCGGGCGUAACCGUUUGGAGAAUGGCAGUGCCGCUGCGUGGGGUCGCGCGUUUGCCGCACAUGGCGGGAUUGUUGAGGCGCGUCUUUACCAGAAUGGGAUCCGGAUGGAGGGAGUAGAGGCGCUUUGUGCGGGGCUGGCCAAGUGCCCGAACUUGCAAGUGCUCGACUUGCAGGACAAUACCGUGACGCUCCGCGGCGCGCGCGCAAUUGCUGCGGCGCUCCCAUCCUGGCUGCACCUGCGUGUGCUAAAUUUGAGCGAUUCGCUAGUCAAGUCCAAGGGUGGAAUGCUCAUUUUCGAGCAGUUCCAUCUUGGGCACGGCAAGCACCUCGAGUCGCUGCAGCUGCAGUACUGCGACUUGAAUCGCGCUGCGCUUGGCUAUCUCGGCAAGGCUAUCAGCAAGAAUCUCGAGCAUUUAGAUAUGUUGGAGAUUAAUGGCAACUUUGCGGAUGAGGACGAUGAAUGCAUUACGGCUAUUCAAGCAGCGCUGGGGAAAUGGGGGCAUGAGGGUGCGCUAGACGAGCUGGAUGAGAUGGACCCUGAAGGUGAGGAGGAGGAGGAGGAGGAGGAGGACGACGACGACGACGACGACGACGACGACAAGCACAAAGAUAUACUUGACGUGGCGAACCGUGCAGAGAGCCAGGAUGUCGGUCAAGAUGCAGACGCUGCUGCCGACGCACUUGCCGACGAACUGCAAAGCACAUAUAUCAAGUAG